Molecule: messenger RNA, 2976 nt
Organism: Drosophila busckii
Lineage: Eukaryota; Metazoa; Arthropoda; Insecta; Diptera; Drosophilidae
Gene: Ir21a
Product: ionotropic receptor 21a
Exons: 5
Coding region: 363-2936 (857 amino acids)
Cellular component (GO): membrane
Molecular function (GO): ligand-gated monoatomic ion channel activity
Source: RefSeq, a predicted model, not a curated record
UGAAUAUAUUUUUGUAUUUAUAAUUAAUGCAUAUCAUAACUAAAUCGAUAAGUAAUCAAUAUGAACAUUCUUGUCUAAGCCAUACGAUCGAUUCUAUACGUGUUAUUGAGCUUGUACUGCAUGUUGUUAUUAUAAAUUGGUUACAAGGCUUAUAAUUAGCAGCGCCGUUUAAAAAUAUGGGUCAGUCUCCAUAAACAAUAAUCAAAGUCGCUGCGCUGCCAGCGGAGCAGGUGUUACUAAAGUGGACGCAUCAGAAAUGCACACAACUCAUUUGUGGAGGUGACGACCUCUUGCGUGUGGCUGCAACGUGGCGCGCAUAUAAAAGCCUAGACGCCAGUUAUGCCAUCUAACACAUUUGCAAGAUGUGUGCCUGGAGCAAGUGUUUGUAUCUGCAGCUUUGGCUGUGCCUGUGUCUGGAACUGUGUGGCGGGCUGAGCAUGAUCUCGCCGGAGCGAAUCUCGGCGGAGGAAAACUUAGCGUCCAGUUGUGUGAGUCAGCGUCUUAUCGAGCGACAUCGUUUGAAUCCAGCGCUUUAUGGCAAUUGCGCGCAGCAACGGCACAAGCGACGUGUGGAUGCCACAUUUCAUGGUAAUCCCAAGCCACGCUCGGAGCUGCUGGCACAGAAAUUUCUCAGCGCCUUUAACUUUGAGCAGACCAACUCGCUGGUGGUGCUGGUCAAUGCCAUAGCAGAGAAGUAUUUGGCCAAGUGUCCGCCUGUUAUUUACUACGACAAGUUUGUGCAGCAAUCAGAAGGUUUAAUAUUGGAAAAUCUGUUUAAGACUAUGCGCAUAACAUUUUAUCAUGGCGAUAUUAAUGAACGUUACGAGCCAGAGAAUCGUCAAUUUACCAAACACAUUGAUAACAAUUGCAAAAGCUAUAUAUUGUUCUUAUCGGAUCCAUUGAUGGCAAACAAGAUUCUGGGACCGCAAACAGAGAGUCGCGUUGUUCUCGUUUCACGCUCUUCGCAAUGGAAGCUGCGUGAUUUUCUUAGCUCGUCGGCAUCAUCGAAUAUUGUUAAUCUGCUGGUCAUAGGCGAAUCUUUAAUGUCCAGUCCACUGCGCGAACGUCCUUAUGUUUUAUAUACGCACAAGCUUUAUGCUGACGGCCUUGGCUCCAAUGUGGGCUUGGUGCUAACCAGCUGGCUUAAGGGCGGCUUGACGCGUCCACAUAUCGAUUUGUUUCCCACCAAGUUUGACAAUGGCUUUGCUGGUCAUCGCUUCCAGGUGUCGGCAGCCAAUUCGCCGCCAUAUAUAUUUCGCAUUAAGACACUCGACUCGACGGGCAUGGGUCAGCUGCGCUGGGAUGGCAUCGAGUAUCGUUUGCUUAACAUGAUUGGCAAGCGUCUGAACUUUUCGGUGGAUAUAACGGAGACGCCUGCGCUGGCCAACACGCGCAGCAUUGUGGAGAAUUUGCAAAUUCAGCUGCAGCGACGACACAUGGACAUUGGCAUGUCGGGCAUUUAUAUCACAGAGGAGCGUCUGACCGAUACGGAUAUGUCUGUGGGACAUUCGCGCGAUUGUGCAGCAUUCAUAACGCUCGCCUCGAAGGCAUUGCCCAAGUAUAGAGCUAUUAUGGGUCCCUUUCAGUGGCCCGUUUGGGUUGCGCUCAUCUGCGUUUAUCUGGGCGGCAUAUUUCCCAUUGUGUUUACGGAUCGUCUGACCCUCAGCCACUUGCUUGGCAACUGGGGCGAGGUGGAGAAUAUGUUUUGGUAUGUCUUUGGCAUGUUUACCAAUGCCUUCACCUUCAACAGUCAAUACUCCUGGAGCACUACGGAAAAGACAUCGACACGUUUGCUCAUCGGCGCCUAUUGGUUGUUUACGAUUAUCAUAACAUCUUGUUAUACGGGCUCGAUAAUUGCUUUUGUUACGCUGCCUGCAUUUCCGGAUACGGUGGACUCGGUUAUGGAUUUGCUGGGUCUGUUCUUUCGCGUCGGCACGCUGGAUAAUGGCGGCUGGGAGGAUUGGUUUCGCAACUCUACACACGAGCCCACAUCCAGGCUGUACAAGAAAAUGGAGUUUGUGGGCACGCUGGAGGAGGGCAUAGGUAAUGUGACGCAAUCCUGGAUUUGGAACUAUGCCUUCUUGGGCUCCAAGUCGCGUCUGGAGUAUUUGGUGCAGUCCAACUUUUCCGAUGAAAAUCUUUCCAAGCGCUCUGCUCUGCAUUUAAGCGAGGAAUGCUUUGCGCUCUUUCAGAUUGGAUUCAUGUUUCCUCGCGACUCUGUGUACAAGCGCAAGAUUGACACAAUGAUUAUGUAUGCACAGGAGAGUGGUUUGAUGAUUAAACUGGGCCAUGAGGUUAGCUGGACUAUGCAGCGCUCCUCCACGGGUCGUUUGCUGCAGGCAACUGCCAGCUCAUCGCUGCGUGAGCUUAUACAGGAGGAGCGGCAGCUGACUACGGCAGAUACGGAGGGCAUGUUUCUGCUAAUGGCCAUUGGCUAUUUGAUGGGCGCCACUGCUUUGGUGUCGGAAAUUGUGGGCGGCAUUACCAACAAAUGUCGUCAGAUUAUAAAACGCUCGCGUAAAUCCGCCUCCAGCACUUGGUCCUCCAGGCAUGGCUCCGCCGUGGCACGCACUGACGUCGAGCAGGAGGCGCAUGAUGUGCGCAAGGCAGCGCGUCGCCAGGCUGCGGACGAUGCCAAUCAGCGCAUGGGCUUUGGCAUGCGUGAAUUCAAUUUGACCAGAGCAACGCUGCGUGAGCUUUACAAUUCCAGUCGCGGCGAGGCAGAGCCGGAAGCGCGUGUAGCUGCACAUGUGGCAGCGUCUGCGGAGCCAUCUGAAGUGUAUUCUGCACUAGAUGGGCUCGAUGAGUUUAUUGCUCAACUGGAGCUGGCCGCAGACCAGAGCGUUGUAGCUGAUGAAACGGUGGAGCAGUUGUUUGGCCAGCAGUUGAGCGAGGACACGGAGCAAGCAGCAGACGCGCAUGAAGCUGAAGAGUGAGUCCGCUGCAUUUAUUAAAUACUAAAAACUUUGCUGCUAA